GAAAAUUUUUACUCGUCCUUUUCGCCCCAUCCCCACCGGAUUCAACGGACCCCCCCACGCGGGCGGUCGGCGAUGGCCACGACCGCGCAGCCGUCUACGCCGCCUCCGCCGGCGGCGGAGCCCGGUGAGGUGAUCGAGGUGGAGAGCUCGGAGGCGGGCUCGCCAGAUGCCGGCAGCCGGAGCAGCAGCAGCGGCAGCGGGAGCGGGCGGAGCACGUCGGAGUACUCCGGGUGGGUUUACCACCUCGGCGUCAACUCCAUCGGCCACGAGUACUGCCACCUCCGCUUCCUCGUCAUCCGCGGCAAGUGCGUCGCCAUGUACAAGCGCGACCCGCACGACAACCCGGGGCUCGAACCUAUCCGAAAAGGUGUUGUUAGUCACACUCUUAUGGUGGAGGAGCUUGGUCGCCAGAAGGUUAACCAAGGGGAUGUUUAUGUCUUGAGGUUGUACAAUAGGUUGGAUCAAACGAAGAAAGGCGAGAUUGCAUGUGCAACUUCUGGUGAAGCUCGGAAAUGGAUAGAAGCAUUUGAGCAGGCCAAACAACAGGCUGACUAUGACCUCGCAAAAGGGAUUAAAUGGAACAGACUGCAGAAUGACAAUGAGUUUAAUCUUGAUGGGCAUCGACCCCGGGUAAGGAGAUAUGCACAAGGCUUGGGGAAACUUGUACGCAUCGGCAAAGGGCCAGAAAUGCUCCUUCGGCAGUCCUCAGAUCUUCAGAGCCGUGAAAGGGUUAACACAAACUUUGGAGGUGAUACUGGAGAUGCACUUGAAGCCCAUGAAUGGAGAUUUGUUAGAACAUUAAAUGGGAUAAGAAUUUUUGAAGAUAUUGCAAACUCAAAGGUGAAGAAGUUCUUUUGCUUUGCAAGGGUGGAAAGGGUAUACUUCUUAAGUCUGUUGGCGUUGUUGGUGCAAAUCCUGACACAGUGUUUGAAAUGGUUCUCAGUCUUGAUAAGCAUAAGCGAUACGAGUAAGCAAGCAGUUGAUUUGUACUUGACAAUAAAUAUGUGGGAUAUGUUGAUUGCUGAUUUGGAAUUGGUGGAGACAAUUGAUGGGUACUACGAUGUGGUUUACGGGACCUAUGAGCCGAAAUAUUUAAAUUGGUGGAAAUCAAAGAAGGAUUUUGUGUUUUCUAGACAAUGGUUUCGUGCACAAGAUGGGGCAUAUAAUAUUUUGCAGAGUCCUGUCAGUCACAAGAAAAAACCUCCACAGCAUGGCUAUGAGCGUACACAUAUCAACCCCACAACAUGGGAAAUAAGGAGGUUGGACACGUCAGGAUCAUCAACUCCAAAGUGCGUUGUUACUCGUAUGGUGGAGAUCUCUCUCAGUUUUUGGGAUAGAUGGAAGAGAAGGACCUCCUCACAGUUCGAUAGAAGUAUCCCUUUUGCUUUGCUCAGCCAAGUAGCAGGUCUAAGAGAAUACUUUGCAGCAAAUCCAGCCUUGACAUCUGAUUUGCCCUCAACAGUAGUGAAGCCAAAAGCAUCUGAACCUUUGAUCAUCCAGAGUGAACUUGAAGAUUCUGAGCCUAAUGAUGAGUUCUAUGAUGCACUUGUUAGAGGAGAAUCCUUUGAAGACGAGGAUAGUGAUGAUGAUGAUGAUGAUGAUGGUGUUACAACCCCUACGGCUGGAAAGGUGAAGUUGAAGAACGUAUCAUGGGCUAUUGCAGGUUUUGCUAUGAAGCGAAGUAAAGCUUCUCUUGAGAGGAGUGAGUUGGUUACAAAUUCUAUUCCCAUAACUUUUGAUCCAAGCCAUUUCCAUGGCACCAUUCGACGAGCAAAAAGUGAAGAUGACCCAAACUCUUGGAGUGUACCUGGUGGAGAGAAGUUUAUGAUAAGAGGGAAGACUUACUUGACAGAUAAUACCAAGAUUGCUGGAGGAGAUCCUCUUCUAAAGCUUAUUGCAGUUGAUUGGUUCAAGGUUAAUGAUCGCUUUGACUCAGUUGCUUUGCACCCUAAAAGCCUUGUUCAGUCUGAAGCUGCAAAGAAGAUUCCCUUCAUACUGGUUAUAAACUUGCAGGUUCCAGCUAAACCAAACUAUAACUUGGUUAUGUACUACGCGGCAGAGAAGCCAGUGAACAAAGAAUCUCUGUUGGGAAGAUUCAUUGAUGGAACUGAUGCAUUCCGAGAUGCCAGAUUUAAACUUAUACCAAGUAUUGUUGAGGGUUAUUGGAUGGUAAAGCGUGCAGUUGGGACGAGAGCUUGUCUUCUGGGCAAAGCAGUAACAUGCAACUAUCUCCGGCAGGAUAACUUUCUGGAGAUAGAUGUUGACAUUGGUUCCUCAUCUGUUGCACGGAGCAUUAUUGGUCUUGUCCUGGGAUAUGUGACGAGCAUUGUCGUUGAUCUUGCUAUUCUAAUUGAGGCAAAGGAAGAGAAAGAUCUGCCCGAGUAUAUUCUUGGCAGUGUUCGCCUAAACCGUAUAAAUCCUGAGUCUGCUGUAGCAAUCUAAGUUCAUUUCAUUUCUUCGCUCAAGUUUCCCCUUCUCCCACUCCAAGAGCUGCAUGGUGCUGGUGGAUCUGUCGCAAUUUUCCGUUAUCCUCUUGUGUGAUUGUGAUGAUCCUAAAUCGAGAACUGCCACAUGUACAGUACAGAGCACAUACAUGGUUUCUUUCGUACAUACUUCAUGUGCAAAACUGCAAAUACAAUAAGUUGAUGGUGUAAUCAGGUUUUGCUUAGUUAGAGAAGAGAAAAUAAGUGGGCUGUAAAGUAGUGGCUGACAUGUCAGGGGAUCCUCCUCCCCGUUUCUAGAUGCAAAAAAUCCUAACUUUGUUCUAGGUCGAACUUGGUAUCUACAAAUGUCAAUUAAGUAUAUUAUAAAAAAAUAUUAUGAUGAAUUAAUAAAACUAAUUUAGAGUAA
This is a messenger RNA of Brachypodium distachyon (stiff brome), 2850 nucleotides long. RefSeq names its product protein ENHANCED DISEASE RESISTANCE 2-like. The transcript has 22 exons. NCBI's taxonomy places the organism in Eukaryota, Viridiplantae, Streptophyta, Magnoliopsida, Poales, Poaceae. Bases 73 to 2442 code for a protein of 789 amino acids. Gene Ontology annotation, molecular function: lipid binding. The record is from RefSeq and is a predicted model, not a curated record.